This is a messenger RNA of Sardina pilchardus (European sardine), 1667 nucleotides long. It is a transcript of the gene dvl1b, whose product is annotated as dishevelled segment polarity protein 1b. Gene Ontology annotation, biological process: canonical Wnt signaling pathway. Gene Ontology annotation, cellular component: cytosol. Gene Ontology annotation, molecular function: frizzled binding. The record is from RefSeq and is a predicted model, not a curated record. NCBI's taxonomy places the organism in Eukaryota, Metazoa, Chordata, Actinopteri, Clupeiformes, Clupeidae.
ACGAUGCUCAUUGUGUCGCGUGCGCUGCCUCGUCUUAUUUACCGAAUCAUAGUCUUUCAUUUAUUAUCCUUAUUUAUCUGCUGUCUCCGCCCGCUUUGUUACGCGACCGAGCAGUCUGUCUCGUGAUUGUCAUGGCGGAGACGAAGAUCAUUUACCACAUAGACGAGGAGGAAACUCCGUAUUUAGUCAAAUUGUCAAUUGCACCUGACAAAGUCACUUUGGCGGAUUUUAAAAAUGUCCUCAGCAACCGUUCGGUCAACAGCUACAAAUUCUUCUUCAAAUCCAUGGACCAAGAUUUCGGGGUCGUCAAGGAAGAGAUCUCAGAUGACAAUGCAAAGCUCCCGUGCUUCAAUGGCAGAGUGGUGUCUUGGCUGGUCCAGGCGGAGAGCUCCCACUCUGACGGAGUGUCCAUGUGCACAGAGAGCCACUCAGAGCUGCCCCCCCCCCUCGAGAGGACCGGCGGCAUCGGGGACUCCAGACCCCCCUCUUUCCACGCACACGCAGUGAGCAGCAGAGAGGGGGUGGACACAGAGACGGGCAGCGUGAGCCUCCUGAGCCACCGUAGGGAGAGGGAGAGAGAGAAAGCCAGACGGAGACGAGAGGAGAUCCCACAUGUGAACGGUCACUCUAAGGGGGAGUGUGUGGUCAGAGACGCAGCGAUGGUGUGUGACAGCGGCUCCGUUAUGAGCAGCGAGCUGGAGUCCAGUUCCUACAUGGACAGUGAGGAGGAGGAGGACGCCAGCAGACUCAGCAGUUCCACAGAGAAGAGUUCCUCUUCACAGCUCCUGAGGCGACACAAACGCAAACGCCGACGACAGAAAGUCAACAAGAUAGACCGGUCGUCGUCCUUCAGCAGCAUCACAGACUCCACUAUGAGCCUCAACAUCAUCACCGUCACACUCAACAUGGAGAAGUAUCACUUCCUGGGCAUCAGCAUCGUGGGGCAGAGUAAUGACCGCGGUGACGGAGGCAUCUACAUCGGCUCCAUCAUGAAGGGCGGCGCCGUCGCUGCUGAUGGACGAAUAGAACCUGGAGACAUGCUGCUACAGGUAAAUGAUGUGAACUUUGAGAACAUGAGUAACGAUGACGCAGUCAGAGUACUCCGAGAGAUCGUCUCCAAGCCUGGACCCAUCAGCCUUACAGUAGCUAAAUGCUGGGAUCUCCCCCGUAGUUACUUUACCAUACCACGCACUGAACCGGUACGGCCCAUAGACCCAGCUGCCUGGAUCUCCCACACCACGGCACUGACCGGCUCCUUCCCCCAAUACGAGUUUGACGAGCUGCCCCUCACGGUGGGGAAGACGGACAUGGCGACCAUCAUCAAGGUGAUGCAGCUCCCGGGGUCAGGCCUGGAGAUACGAGACCGCAUGUGGCUCAAGAUCACCAUCAGCAACGCCGCCAUUGUCCACACCCGGUCCACACCCGGUCCACACCCGGUCCAGGCGAGAGGUUCUGAGGCCCAGACGCUGCACCUGCCUGAGACGUCCUACACAGAGGAGGUGCCGCACUUUACAGCGACGUGUCUGUCGCAGGCUCAGUUCUGGAAGUGCAGGGGGAGUGCGGACUGUGGGAAGGUGUUCCAGAGGUCCACUCCAGCACCAUGGCAACCACCCGCACCGCCGCACAGGCGACUGGACGCAGGCUGGGUCAAAGGUCACCUCGGGUGA